ACGCGCUAUCAUUUAACUUGGAAAUUUAAAAUAGUUUUUUACAGUGUGUAGUGACGUCGCGCUGUGAGGUUGCAUACGUGUUUACUAUGGACGGCACGUGCGUUUUAUCGUUUAUUUUAUGAACGGAUUAUGACGUUUAGUGAUUUUUAUUUUGUGGAAAAGGGUUGACGAUUUUAUUGAGCAAUCAUUAAGGCUUGAUCAUCCGAACUGUGUGGUCGUGUUUUUUUUUUACAAUUGGCAUAACAAUGAUUAAUUAUAAUAAUUGUGCAUAAGUGUAUUCUAGUACCUUCAUAUUACCCAGUUUACUCAUCGCUUCAAAAUGUUCUUAAGUUUCGAGCCAACAAAGUCCACAAAAGGCGCCAGCAAGAUGCGGCGCGACCUGAUCAACGCGGAGAUCUCCAACCUGCGCGACCUGCUGCCGCUGCCGCCCUCCACCCGCCAGCGCCUGUCGCAGCUGCAGCUCAUGGCCCUCGUCUGUGUCUACGUGCGGAAGAUGAACUACUUCCAACAAGUGUUUAAAAGUCACGACUUCAGCUAUGAGUAUCAAGAGCAGGCUACACCAACACCUAAUAUUGGAUUUUCAAAGGCAAUGAACGGCUUUAUGAUGAUGAUGACACAAAACGGGAAAUUGUUGUACAUAUCGGAAAAUGCAGCGGAGUACCUGGGACACUCUAUGGAAGAUUUAUUAAUACACGGGGAUAGCGUAUACGACAUUAUAGAUAGACAAGAUCACCAGACUGUUCAAACUGAACUGAAUAGAGGGAACAAUGGAGAGACUGAAAACGUACCAAAGAAUAGGCAUUUCUUCUGUAGAAUGAACGUUUCAAGAAACGCGAGAAGACAAAUGAGAUUUGGAGAUCAAAAAGUAGCAUUAGUGCGAGGGCACUUCGUGUCGUACCUGCCGCUGUGCAGCCGCAACGAGCCGGUGUUCCUGGCGGCGUGCACGCCGCUCGCCAUGCCCGAGACGCGCGAGUGCGUCGUGCACGGCGCCACCAACGUCUUCACCACGCUGCACACCAUGGACAUGAAGAUACUGCACAUCGACGCCAAUGGCGAAUGGUACUUAGGCUGGAAGAAAUCAGAAUUAGUUGACGUUUCGUGGUAUCAGCUACUACACUGGGACAGUUUACGAGAAGCACAAAGUAAACAUAGACUAAUAACCCAAUCGGAGCAGGACAAAUGCUGCAUCCUGCUGGUGAAGCUGCAGCAGCGCAGCGGGCAGUUCCUGUGGACGCACACCGUGCUGCAGGUCAAGGACGCCGCCGACGCCCCGAGGCAGUUCAUCGUCGCCACUAACCAGGUGUUAAGUGAAGAGGAAGCUUCGAUAAUGCUUGCAAACUCGUGGCUAUACCAAUACUACGGCUACCAGAACCAACCCUGCGGAGUCUUAGACCCCAGGUGCCAAAAGUUCUUUAGAAGAGAGAACACAUAUCAGGACGCGUAUCAAGAAGCCUACCCUUAUGUAGAAAACCAAGAAGUGGAGUAUCCAGGGUAUCACGUCUCCUCAUACGUGCCGCAGAAGAUGGUUGAAGAUUUCAGUGGCUGUGAGAGGGCAUAUUCAGAAAGAGGGCCAGUUGACUAUUCUACUCACUCCCCGCAGUCUACGAUAAGUGAAGAAAGAUCUCCCCUCCACUACGACCCUUCGCCGGAGAUCGUGGUGAACAGCAAUAUGUACACGUACCCGCACCCCGGCAAGCGAGAGUAUUACGAGCAGUACCCCCGAGUCGGCUACCACGUGCAGGAGCCGUGCACGAGUACUGCUAUAGAAGGCAUGGAAUAUCCCAGUCCAAAGCGGAUGCGUCUUGCUCCCCUGGCCUUGGACACGGACGGCAUGGACCGGUGGAACCCCAGCCCGCCCUGGUCCGACACCCUCAAAGCCCCAGAGUACCAGCGCUUCAGCUACAACCACGUCGUGCCACCCGAACGGGCCAUGGUCACUUAAGUCUAGCCAAGUCUAAGCUUAGCUCUUAAUAUGUUAUAAGUAAAUAGGUGUGAGGAUUAAAACAGUGUUUAACAAUUGAAAAGAAGUCAAAGGCCUCGAUUUUAUGUAAAACCUCGUCGCAGUCACAGCCCUUAUAGGGGCCGUCCAUUUUUGUGGAACAAAUAUAAUGUCUAUUUUUUUUAUAUCAACUUGUAUUUUCAUCUAAUGUAAUGACCCGAACUUUAAAAUUUUUCAAUGUCCAAAUGCGAAUUGCAUUUAUGUUUUUCUGUGCAUUUGAAGGUUGAUAAUAAAACAUAAAAUAUUAAACACACGUAACGUACCGUACGAAAAGAAUAUAGGUAAAAUAAAACAGAGCUUAUUGAGGGAAAUACACAUUUUUAAAUAAGGUUUUAAGCAUUUUUUGCGGUAUUAAACUGCCAAUCCAUACAUAUCUGAAAAAAUGUAACAGGCAUAUUUUACAAAAAAUGUAACGUAGGUACCUACUUAUCGAUUUUUUAAAAAUGUUGUCUGCACUUACACUUUAUAGUGCAAAACAAAUGUGCAAUCUCAGUUUUACCUUCGAUCAAUCGAAGUUAAAUAAACAGUAUUUUAUGUAUUUAUUAAUAUUUAAAUAGUAGAAAAUCUUCAUAAAUGUAAGGUAAGCAUUUAUUAUAGCGUAAGCAAUGGAAAUGGUUCCGUCCAAAUAUCUGUGCAUUCCAAAGGAAAAUUUAGUUAUUGUAUUUUGUAAAUAUGUUACGUUAUUUAAACAACUAUUUUGUACAUAUCCAAUCGUAGAUAGUAAAUAAGUUAUGUAAAAUAUCGUAUGAUAAUAUUAAGAAAAUAAAAUUAAAAAAAUUGAAU
Leguminivora glycinivorella is the source of this 2782-nucleotide messenger RNA. RefSeq names its product neuronal PAS domain-containing protein 4-like. Lineage: Eukaryota; Metazoa; Arthropoda; Insecta; Lepidoptera; Tortricidae. The transcript is spliced from 11 exons. Gene Ontology annotation, biological process: regulation of transcription by RNA polymerase II. The coding region runs from base 320 to 1942 and encodes 540 amino acids. The record is from RefSeq and is a predicted model, not a curated record. Gene Ontology annotation, molecular function: DNA-binding transcription factor activity, RNA polymerase II-specific; protein dimerization activity; RNA polymerase II transcription regulatory region sequence-specific DNA binding.